AGCCUAUAUAAAUGUGUCACUAUAUCUAUCCUAACUAUCUGUCACUGUCUUUAGUUUAUCAGUAAAUAUAUUUAACUUAAAUGUAACCUAAAUAUAACUAACUAAAUCGCACUAUAAAUGUCAAUAAAUCGUAAACGCUAUCUCAAAAUCUUUCUCCUCUCACAAAAACCCACGAGGUGAAGGUGCAUUAACUCCUCUUUUAAACUUUGUGGCAGUUGAGACAGAUGUGCGAUUGUGUGGUUUGUUCCCGCCCCUGUCAAUCAAACGCAGACUCGGCAAGCGUGCCACCUGUCGGUCGAGACACUUAUGAAACGCGCAGAAGCUUCGUUUAGCCAUAGUCACGUGACAUGGGUGUUUUGAAUCACAGUUCGGAGCAGUGUUUCGAAACAUCUACGCUUCGGGAUCUCGACACUGUGUCGAAACGUUAGUUUCGCGUCAGCCAUCAUUAGUUAUUCCUUUUUAAUGGCAUUGUAACCAGUCUUCGCUACAGUGGGUACCAUAGUUGUGUUUUUAUUUCAUGUCAAAUAUGGACUGAAUUUUGCUUAUGUCAUCACGCAUAAGCGACAAAGCAGAGCGUCAGCGGAAGUCUGAUGAAUAUAGCGGGAGGACAGGACAGGUCUACUGUGUGUAACAAAGAUCUAUAAUCAGAAUAAAUCCUGAACUUUCUCCUGUUAUCUGACUGGAUACUGCAGCCAAUCCCCAACACAGAGCUCCACAUCUCUCUCUCUCUCCUCCUGAGCAGUGCUUGUUUACCCGAGAACUUGAUGAAUCUUCUCAAACGUACUGCCUUCAUCUUCUCUGAACAGACACCGAGUCUGGCGCUUGGUUCAUUUCCAACCAAACAGAUCAGCCUGACCAAGACCAACCCACCGGCAAGCUCGUCCAGCAGGCCACGGAGAAGCAAGAAGCGCUUCGCGAACAUGUCGCUGGAGAAGCUGAUGGAGAAGUUCCUGGAGCAGAGCAUGGAAGCAGAAGACAACUUCUACAGACUCGAGCAGCAGCGUCUUCAGGCUGAGGAUAAGCGCAGAGAGGAGGAGCAUUCCAGAGAGCUGCAGAUGCUACAGAUGUUGGGCCAGAUAUUUAAUGGCAUUCGCACACCCUCUACUGCACCGCAGGCCACUCCGCAGCCUUCAUGUAUCCCCCAGACUAACCCCGCCGUACCCCUCACGCGCCCCACUUUUGGGAAUCGUAACCAUCCUCCUGCCUUGACCGAGUUUGUCAGCCGCAGCCAGCCAGCCGGCCCAGGUCUGCUCAUGGAAGAGAGUGACGCUCAAUUCAUAGAGCGCUCUUUCUCUCUGGGAACGGCAGCGGUGGACAAUGUCAUUCCUCUUGUAAGAAACACAAUUCCUCCACUUACGUCCAAAAAACACAAGGGUCAGGACGGACGCAUUGGAAUCAUUGGAGGAUGUCAAGAGUACACAGGAGCACCUUUCUUUGCAGCUAUCUCGGCUUUAAAAGUAGGAGCCGAUCUGUCUCAUGUGUUCUGCACCAAAGACGCAGCUCCAGUCAUCAAGUCCUACAGUCCUGAACUCAUCGUGCAUCCAGUGCUAGACAGUCCCAAUGCUGUGGAGGAGAUGGAGAAAUGGCUGCCCAGGCUUCACAGUCUGGUUGUGGGACCAGGUCUGGGGAGGGAGGAGAUGCUUCUGAAGAAUGCUAAGGAGAUUAUUGAGAGGUCAAAGCUCAGAGGAAUUCCAAUCAUCAUCGAUGCUGAUGGGCUUUGGUUAGUCGCAAAAGAACCCUCAGUCAUUCAAGGAUAUCAGAGAGGAAUCCUCACACCCAACUUUAUGGAGUUUACCCGUCUGUACGAGGCCAUGCAUCAUGAACCUCUGGACAGCACGGACCACAAGAGAAGUGCUCAGCAGCUCAGCAUCGCCAUGGGCCACCUUACCUUGGUUUUGAAGGGGGAGGAGGACAUUAUUACUGACGGAAAGAACAUGCUGAGCUGUAGUCAAGAGGGCAGUGGGCGGCGCUGCGGAGGACAGGGAGAUCUGCUCUCCGGUUCAUUAGGAGUCUUCGCCCACUGGGCAUUCAGCUCACCUCCAGAUGCAAUUAAAGGCAUGAAUCCCUCGCUGGUGGCUGCAUUCGGUGCUACGUCUCUGACAAGGCAGUGUAAUCGCCAGGCCUUCCACAAACACAGCAGAUCCACCAGCACCUCUGACAUGAUCCAGGAGAUAAGCAGCGCUUUCAAGAAGCUGUUUGAAAGCUAAACUACAUGCGUGUCCAUUCUUUUUCAUGGUCAUUAUUAAGACUAAAGGUGUGCGUCACAAUGCUACUCCUAUUAAAUAAAAGCGAAGUACGUUGUUGAGCACCUUUUUUCCUUUUUAUUUUGAAGUGCCUCUUUGUAGUUUCAACUACUUCUCCACCUUCAUGUGUGUGGUGGCCCUCUCCGAACGUCAUACCUUAUUUUAACAUCUGUGUCUUUAGAUGUGUGUGUGUGUUAUGUUUGCGAGUGUUUAGAUUUGGAUCUGGUAACCCACCAAGAGAAAACACUGUCCCUUUAUGAAUGAAUUGCUGUCUUAACUACUAGCUGCAAUUUAUUGAUUGGUCUGCUUGAAAAUGUUCACUUUCAAGUAUUCAAACAAAUGCUCUACCUUUAUAGUGGAUGUUCUCCUUACAUUAAGCUGUCUAACACCUUAUUUUCCGUCAGUAACUCACAAUCCCUGUUUAGUAUGUGGGACAAAUUACAAAUAAUUGAAAGUGGCUGUCACUUUUAGAUAUAGUUUGCUAUCCUAUGUAUUAAACUAACAUGAACAUUUUAUUUAAAACUGUUUCUGUUUUGUAUUAUUCACUCUGUGUAAAUAUUGUUUUGUUACUAAAUGUACUUUAAAUAUUUGUUACUUUAAA
Molecule: messenger RNA, 2844 nt
Organism: Carassius auratus (goldfish)
Lineage: Eukaryota; Metazoa; Chordata; Actinopteri; Cypriniformes; Cyprinidae
Product: ATP-dependent (S)-NAD(P)H-hydrate dehydratase-like
Exons: 11
Coding region: 765-2207 (480 amino acids)
Biological process (GO): metabolite repair
Molecular function (GO): ATP-dependent NAD(P)H-hydrate dehydratase activity
Source: RefSeq, a predicted model, not a curated record